AUGGCGAUUUACACGCAGCUCCAAGAACAAGCCGAGUUGCCUUCUGUCGAGAGCACAAAGUCGUACUGGCACCACCAGCCCUCGGAGAAGCUUCUGGGUCACCGCACAACGGCAGAACUUCCCGCGACAGCUGACGUUGUGGUAGUUGGCAGCGGUAUCACGGGGACUUUUGCCGCGAGGGAGCUCGUCAAGGGGGGUUGUAAGAGCGUAGUCCUCCUUGAAGCGAGAGAGGCGUGCUGGGGAGCAACAGGAAGAAAUGGCGGCCAUUGCCAGCCUCUCAUAUACGCUGCAAAAGCACCUGUAGCCCAAUUCGAGCUGGAUACCUUCAACUUUCUCGAGGAGUUUGUAUCCGAGCACAAGAUCCCUUGUGACUGGGAGACGGUAGGGGGCGUCCAUUGCAUUCCGUCGUCAGAAGUCCUCGAGAUUAUAGUUCAGCAUCUAGAGCGCCUGGGAAAGGCUCACCCUGACCUGGCUGACAAGGUCAAGAUCAUCACGGACAAGGAGGAGCUGAAGAAGCUGCGUAUUCCAGAGGCAUCUGCGGCCAUAUACCAGCCCAACGCCGCCAAACUGUGGCCGUAUAAGCUCGUCAGCUGGGUCCUUGAGCGACUCCUUGAAGGGAAUGAUUCUUCCGUGUUUAAUCUCCAGACGAAGACACCCGUGGACUCUUUGCAGCAAAAAGGCGAUUUGUGGACCCUUGAUACACAUCGGGGCCAGAUAGCAGCCAAGAAGGUUAUCCUCGCAACUAACGCUUAUACUUCGCAUCUUAUUCCUAAGUUAUCAGGCUUUAUCGUCCCGGUUCGAGGCCAGGUUGCUGCUCUCGUUCCCUCGAGUGGCAGCGCACCAUUAGAGCACAGCCAUGUCUGGUGGACACCGGCUGGAGGCGACGAUUAUCUCGUUCAAAGACCUUCUGGCGAGCUCAUAACCGGCGGAGAGAGACAAGGCUCACCCGAUGGUCAAGUUGGCCUCUCGCGAGACGAUACGAUUGAUCCAGUUGUCGCUCAGCGUUUGCGGGCCUCACUCCAUAAAGUCAUUAAGCUAAAGGCACCAGACGAAACCGAGGAUGGGACUCUUCGAGCUACAUACGAGUGGACGGGUAUCAUGGGUUACUCGAAAGAUGGCUACCCUUGGGUUGGCCAGCUGCCCGAUGCUUUAGGUGGUAGGAAUAACAGCCUCUGGCUUAGUGCUGGAUAUACAGGCCAUGGCAUGCCAGUAGCAGCGAGGUGUGGAAUAGCGGUAGCGCAGGAGAUAUUGGGAGUCACAGAUGGUAUAAAACUGCCGGCUCAGUAUCGCAUUGAUGGAGGUAGAGCCGAUAGGGCUAAGAACAUGAAGAUUCCCUCGACAUUGUUGGAAGAGGUAAUGAUGGUUAUUGGUGACGGGAUCUAA
Fusarium sp. VM40 is the source of this 1383-nucleotide messenger RNA. The record is from the annotation of a GenBank genome assembly. NCBI's taxonomy places the organism in Eukaryota, Fungi, Ascomycota, Sordariomycetes, Hypocreales, Nectriaceae.